Messenger RNA from Entamoeba invadens IP1, 525 nucleotides. Its product is annotated as acetyltransferase, putative. Gene Ontology annotation, molecular function: protein N-terminal-serine acetyltransferase activity; protein-N-terminal-glutamate acetyltransferase activity. Bases 1 to 525 code for a protein of 174 amino acids. Gene Ontology annotation, biological process: N-terminal peptidyl-glutamic acid acetylation. The transcript has 4 exons. Lineage: Eukaryota; Evosea; Mastigamoebida; Endamoebidae. Gene Ontology annotation, cellular component: NatA complex. The record is from RefSeq and is a predicted model, not a curated record.
AUGUUUACUGUGAGACAAGCACAACCUCUUGAUUAUAAUAAUAUUGUUAAACUCCGAUUUGAAAGUUUUAUAUCAUGUCAUGAUAAAGAUUAUGAACGAAUGAUUAAAAGUUCACCCGUUUGUUAUGUUGCGACGACCGAUGAUAAUAAAGUGAUUGGAGUAUGUCUGUGUAAACAAUCACACAAUUAUCAAUUUGGUAACAUCGGCAUUAUAGAAACCCUUUGUGUCCACCGGAAGUAUAGAAAUAUUGGUGUUGGUACACAACUGAUAAAAGAGACUGAGAACGCUUUAAUUGAAAAUUACGGAUGCACAGGGGUGAUUCUUCAAGUGCGAAUAACUAAUAAAGCAGCAAGGCAUCUGUAUGAGAAAACAUUUGGUUUUGUACAACAACAAAUACUUGAAGGGUAUUAUGGUAAUGAAGACGGACUUUUGAUGUAUCAAAAGUUUAAGAUAAGUCAGUUGGAGAACUCAGAUCUGACUUCAUUUCGAAUUGAGCAGUGGAAAGAAGAUGUUGCAUUUGCUUAA